This is a messenger RNA of Aegilops tauschii subsp. strangulata, 1758 nucleotides long. Lineage: Eukaryota; Viridiplantae; Streptophyta; Magnoliopsida; Poales; Poaceae. The record is from RefSeq and is a predicted model, not a curated record.
AUGGUGCGCUCUGGAGCGGGGGACGGUUCUGAGGUCCACGAGGAUCACGUCGCGUUCCUCCGCCGAACACGACGGCUGCCUGGUGAGGAUUUCGUGAGGGUGUGCCUGGCGCCCGAGAGGGAGAUCUCGCCAGCGCCGGAGGAAGGCGAGCGCGUCAUCUUCCGGGCUCCGCUCUCUCUUGAGCGGUCUGGCGCCGCCUCCGUGGUUGGGACGGCGGAGGGCUCCGCCAACACCCGUCGCGUAGACCCGCGCGCCGAGCUCCAGCUGGCGAUGGAGAGGAAUGCGCAGGAGGCGCGCGAGGAGCGGGAGGAGGCGGCGGCGGCCAAGGCGGCGCAGGAGGAGGCGCACGAGGCCGCAAAGGCGCAAGCCGAUGCCGCGACCAAGGCCCAGGCGUACGCCGCGGCCAAGGCGCAGGCGGAAGAGGCCGCGCACGGCCAAACCCCGCAACUCGUCAUCCCCCUCCGCGCCGUACCACCCGCGCCUGAGGUCUCAGCGGCGCCUGAAGGAGCCGGCGGCGACCAGCCGACCAUGGAGAGGAAGGGGGAUUAUCAUAAUCUCCGUGCGGCCGCCUUCAACUCCCAUGUCCGGGAGCUGGCCCAGCGGACCGCUGACUUGUCCGAGAGCCAGAAAGCCAACACCGCCUUGCAGCAACAGUUGGGAGAGGCCCAAACCGCGUUGCGUGCCAAGGAGGAGGAGUGCAGCAAGGUGGCCCAGGAGCGCGACCGCCUGGCCAAGAAGCUGGCUGACCAGGAGGAGCUUCACAAGGCGGCCCUUCAGGCAGCGAAGGACAGCGAGGCCACCCUCCAGGCCGAGUACGAGACCCAGGCGAUGAACUGGGCCGACACGGAGAGGGCGCUGAACGACGGCUACGGCCAGAUCGAGGACAUGGUCGACGAGUACUUCCCUGGCUACGCCAUCGUCGCCAGCCAAGCCAUCGAGGCCCACCGCGAAGAGCGGAGGCAGGCUGGUGUGGAGAUCGAGCCGAACGCCCGCCGGUCGCUCGAUGAGCAGCUCCUUGCCAUCCAGGCUCAUCUAGCCCAGUUGGCCACAUUCCGGCAAGAGGCCAACGAAGAACUGGUGGCGGUGAGGCCUGCUCUCAUUUAUCGCGCCGCGGCGAUCGCCAACUACACCGACACCAGCAUCUUCAUCCCCGAGCUGAACGAGGAGGGUACUGAGAUGCCGCCGGACUUCCUAGCCGGCCCACUGGCACAGUGCCAGUCGUCUUUGUCCUCACACCAGUCGGCCGGGCAUGUGGCCGACGCGUGCGCACCGCUGUGCCGCCACGCCACCUGCCUGCCUGGCCUCCCCCUUGUCGCCUGGAUGCCCCGCGCGAUGCCCCGCGCCGCCCCGCACCUGUCUCACUCUGUCUCGCUUUCCCUCCUUCCCUGGAUCUCUCCCUCUCCCCGCAACCAAGCUCCACCAUCGCCGCCGCUUGCCGUUGCUGCGCCCACCGCCACGGCCUCGCCUCUCCGACAAGCCCAAGAGCUUCACCUCCUCGCGCUAAAGCCCUCCGCCGAGCCAUGCAUGCCAGAGCGCCCUGUGGAGCCGUCGUCGUCGCCUUCUUCACCUCCGACCGCCGUGGAUCCCCAUCGCUGCCUCAUCGACCUCAGCGCGUCCCCGAGCUCGCCGUCAAGCCCGUCGAGUCCACUCACCUCGCCGUCGUUCAUGUCGCCGCCGUCGUCCUGGCCACCGCAGCUCGCGCACGCGCACGUCAACGCGCUCAGCAGCUUCCCAGCAAGCCAACGCCACCGCCUGUAG